AGCAAUGAUGGAAACAAUCGUCAUUGACUUUCAGAACUCCUUUAUCUUUAUCUUCCUCUGCUUCUUCUCACUACUCUGUUACACUCUCUUCUUCAGGAAACCAAAGGACUUUGAUUUGCCUCCGAGUCCUCCUUCUCUACCCAUCAUCGGUCAUCUUCACCUUCUUCUCUCUGCUCUAAUCCACAGAUCCUUACAGAAACUCUCCUCCAAGUAUGGAUCUCUUCUCUAUCUCCGCAUCUUCAGUUCCCCCAUAGUACUCGUCUCCUCAGCGUCAGUUGCUUAUGAGAUCUUCAGGGCACACGACGUGAACAUCUCCUCUCGCGGUUUCCCUCCGACCGGAGCUUCCCUUUUCGCUGGUUCUUUCAGCUUCAUCUCUGCUCCCUAUGGAGAAUACAUGAAGUUCAUGAAGAAGGUUCUUGUCACCAACCUGCUAGGACCUCAGGCUCUCAAGCGGUCACGGAGAGUCCGUGCUGACGAGCUAGAUCGGUUUUACGAUAACUUGUUCGAGAAGGCAGCAAAGAAGGAGACCGUGGAGAUCUUCGAGGAAGUGUUGAAGCUCGUUAACGAUAGCAUCUGCAAGUUGAUCAUGGGGAGGUGUUGUCCAGAGGAGGAAGAUGUGGUGGAGAGAGUCAAGGGAUUAGCUAUUGAGUUAGAUGUUUCGUCGAAGAAGAUUUUGUUGGCAAACCUGCUGCCCCCAUGGUUAAAGAAGCUUGUUCUCUCACUGUUUAAAAAAGAAGUGAAGGCUAUUUCAAACAGCUUCGAUGAGCUGCUCGAAAAGAUUCUUGCGGAACACGAAGAGAAGCAGGGAGAGAAUCAUCAAGGUAAGGACUUGAUGGAUGUGUUGUUGGCAGCUUAUGGAGACCCUUAUGGUGAGUAUAAGAUCACUACGAACCAUAUCAAGUCUUUUUAUGUGGAUCUUUUAUUUGCUGGCGUUACCAACUCGGCGCUACCAAUACAGUGGACACUGGCAGAGAUUAUCAACAGCCCCAAUUCUCUUGAGAGACUGAGAGUGGAACUCGAUUCCGUGGUAGGGACGACAAGGUUGAUUCAAGAAACAGAUUUACCAAACCUCCCUUAUUUGCAAGCAGUGGUCAAGGAAGGGCUAAGACUGCACCCGCCGGAGCCUAUGUUCGAGAGAUUCUCCCAAGAAGGGUGUAGGGUAGGAGGGUUCUAUGUACCAGAGAAAACAUCCAUAAUGGUUAAUGCUUAUGCUAUGAUGAGAGAUCCAAAUUACUGGGCAGAUCCUGACGAGUUUAAGCCAGAGAGGUUUUUAGUUACAUGGCAAGAGGAGGAGAGAAGAGGUCAAGCACUUAAGUACAUUCCUUUUGGAAGUGGAAGAAGAGGUUGUCCUGGAGAGAAUCUAGCUCAUAUCUUUAUAGGAACUGCAAUAGGAGUGAUGGUGCAGGGAUUUGAAUGGAGGUUCAAAGAAGAGAAAGUUAAAAUGGAAGAGGCUGUUGCAGGACUGAGCUUGACUAUGGCUCAUCCUCUUAAGUGCACUCCUGUUGCUCGAACUCUAAACCCUCUAACGAGUCGUGGUAGCUUCUAGCUCCCAACACCUACUCCUCCAUUCUCCACUAAUAAGUUUACUGAAUUAUUUACUGGAUGGAUGUAUCCAAGAAAUUAUUUGAUUUGAUCAUAUAUUACUGUAAGAAUAAAUACCUAAGCUUUCAAUUACUUUACGUAUUUCAAAGAAGAAAACAUUGUGUAAUUAUAGUUAGUGAGCAAAGCAUGAUUACUCAUGAAUUUAAAAUUUUAAAUGCAAGAAUACUAUUCCCAACAAAUCAAUUUAUACUUUUACUUCUAUUUUAACAUAUUUUUUUAUUAUGAGAAUAAAUCAUAUACUUCUACUUCUACUUCAUUUUUAUUUACUCAUUAUUUCUUGAUUUUCUCACCUUUUUUUUUGUUUUGAUAAUCCAGGUAAUACAGAUAGUCGGAAGGAAUCCGACUAAUGCCUAAGUACACCUCCGCAAAAAAUCCGUAUUGAGGUCAAAGCUCUCUCAAGGCCACUGGGCUGUCCUCGCUUGAUUUUUUUUUCUCUCAUUUCAUUCUUGAUAUUAUUGUUUAGGUUUAACAUUUUGAUGUCGGCUAUGUUCUGGUCAUGGGUUUAUCCAUUGAACUAUAUGAGAUCAAAUAUUCCAUCUGCUUCUUCACUUUAGAAUUUUCCCAAGUUUUAUGUUGCAAAAAGUUCCAAAAAUAGUGAAUAUAAAUCUUGAACAUGAAUAUUGUUAAACUUAUAUAAAAAAGUUUUUAUUAAAAACUAAUGUGUUUAAAAUUUAAAUUAGUAAAUUAACAACUAAUUAAAACAAUAUAUAUACAGGCAAAAGAAAAUUAUUUAUAUAAAAAUUAACACCAAAUUACAAUGCAUUUAGUAACACAAAACCCUUCUAAAAAUAGCGAUUAAGUUACAUUAUUUCCAAACAAUAUAUAGCACCAAAUCUAAACUACAAGUUUUGAAAUUCUAUAAAAUAAAGGGAUCAUAAUUUUAUCAUAAUAAAAUGAAAAGAUUUUGCGCAUAGCUUGGAUCCGAUCUUAAUUUAAAUCUUGUGUAACUUAUAACCCAGGGCCUAUAACAUUGAAUACAAAAAUUAAAAG
Molecule: messenger RNA, 2592 nt
Organism: Brassica napus (rape)
Lineage: Eukaryota; Viridiplantae; Streptophyta; Magnoliopsida; Brassicales; Brassicaceae
Product: cytochrome P450 705A20-like
Exons: 4
Coding region: 5-1546 (513 amino acids)
Cellular component (GO): membrane
Molecular function (GO): iron ion binding; oxidoreductase activity, acting on paired donors, with incorporation or reduction of molecular oxygen, NAD(P)H as one donor, and incorporation of one atom of oxygen; heme binding
Source: RefSeq, a predicted model, not a curated record